Messenger RNA from Bacillus rossius redtenbacheri, 3305 nucleotides. Its product is annotated as zinc finger protein 26-like. Gene Ontology annotation, cellular component: nucleus; nucleoplasm. The coding region runs from base 329 to 1381 and encodes 350 amino acids. The transcript has 4 exons. The record is from RefSeq and is a predicted model, not a curated record. Gene Ontology annotation, molecular function: DNA-binding transcription repressor activity, RNA polymerase II-specific; RNA polymerase II cis-regulatory region sequence-specific DNA binding. Lineage: Eukaryota; Metazoa; Arthropoda; Insecta; Phasmatodea; Bacillidae. Gene Ontology annotation, biological process: regulation of transcription by RNA polymerase II.
AUUGUUCACAAGCUUGGUGCAAAAACGGCACAACAAUUCUAUUUAUUUUAUUUUGCUCGUGUUUUUGUUUAUAUAAACGGCAAAAGCAACCUCAACCUGUCCUCAGUAAUUGUGUAAACAUUUUAAAAAUAUAAUACAUUUUAAAGUCUGCAAAGUGUUAUAUUUUGUAGUUAUUGUUGUGAAAGAAACCUGAAUUGUUUGUGCAAUAUGCACUUAAAUAGUGAGAAUUCAACAGUUGUUUGGAAGUAUUAGGCAGUGGAGACGUUCCCAGAGCGGGAGGUCCGAGGGUACAUGCGCUCCGCUCCUGGGACAAGACCCCACCCGCCGGAUGGAGCCGGCACGCACCGAGGGAGAUCCCGGGAAGACGGAGCCUUUCGAAGCCGUGUUCGUGACCGUCAAGGAAGAGCUGCCGGACGAGGACGACGCUGGGACGUGGGUGGCCUGCAGUGCUGCCAACGCGGCGGUGAAGGAGGAGCCGGCCACCCACGCAGGUCACGGAAACAGCAGUGCAUAUCGGCACUUGGAGGAGGAUGAGACACGGCAUGCCAAGGCCCUUGGGUCGGAUCGCGAGUCGACACCUCGUUCUGGCUGCUCGCUCAAGCCGGCUCGGUUACAGGCGUGGAGGUUGGGCUUGGAGAAGAAACACCAGGAAGAGAGAGUACCCGCGUCUCACGUGACGCUCGGAUCCCCGGCUGCAAACACCACCACGGAGAAGUGCUUCGCUUGUUCGCUGUGCUACGCCAAGUUUGCUCGGGAGGAUCACCUCAGCGUUCACACGAGAACGCACACCGAUGAGAAGCCCUUCUCAUGCUCGGUAUGUUCUGCCAAGUUCAACGUGGAGAGUUUCCUGAGCGACCACAUCAAAACUCACACCCGCAAAGAGCUGUUCUCGUGUUCGCUGUGUUCCGCUCAGUUCACCAAGCAGAUCGGUCUGGACGUUCACAUGAGAACUCACAACGAUGGAAAGGUUCUUUUAUCCGAUUUCAGAUCUGCACCCAUUCAAAAGUGUGAUCGUAAAAUGCGUGUGAAAACACCUGCUGUUCGGAAGACUUUCACAUGUCCGUUAUGCUGUGCCAAGUUCACCGAAAAUGUUGGUUUCAACAUCCAUGUGAGAACACACAGUAGUGAGAAGCUAUUCCCUUGUUUGAUAUGUUCAGCCAAGUUCAGCGUAAGGAGUUUCCUCAAUGAUCAUGUUAAAACUCACACCUGUGCGAAGUUGUUCUCAUGUUCCACAUGUUCAGCACAGUUCAAUGUGAAGAGUUACCUGAAUGAGCACAUCAAAACACACACUGGUGAGAAACUGUUUGCGUGUUCAGAAUGUUCUGCUAAGUUCACUACACUGAUUGGGCUUAAUGUCCACAUGAGAACCCACACUGGUUGAAACACGUCUCACGUGAGUCGCCGUGACUCGCGACUGCGCGGUGGUUUGGGGGGGGGGGGGGGGAGGUAGAGUCCUGGGGCCUACUUUAAUUUUGACUCUUUUAUGCUUGGAUUUACCCUGACAGGAAGAAAAUUACAGGUAAAUUAUUAAUAUAUUUCAUACCGAACCUUACAAGCUACGUGAUAUACUGUACGUGGAUGGCGUUUACAUUUACUAUGGCCAUAAUAAUUUUAAUUCUAGAUUUUUUUUAAACUUUGGGGUUGUCCACUGUUCACUCAAUUGGUGCAUUUUGUGGUAUUUAAGUUAGGAGAUUCCGUCAUCACGUUGCACCGGGAAAUUUGUACAAGACUAUUUAUUAUGUAUUUAAAGUAUAAUAAAAUUACUAUUUUAGUGAUAAUAUUUUGUUUAACCUUACUGAAACAUUGUUUUUUUUUUUAUGAUGGAAUUGUGUCUUUCAACUACUUUUAGUACAGUUUCGUAUUAUUUUCAUGAAUAGCAUCCUAGCAUGCAUAGCAUCUUGAGAUGGCCUGACAUGAUGGCUGUUACUUAGGUAGCACAAAGUAGAAAAGUUUAAUUUUGUUUUUGAAUUUUUGAAUGUACACCUAUUUUGCUUGAGGUAAAUUUUUCGGUUGUUGUAAAAAUAGUUGAUUUGUGCCAUGUAUGUCAUAGACAUCAUUAUGUGGCAUGAAGGUGUGUAUGUUAGACAAAAAUAGUAUUUAAAAAUCCUGAAAUUAUCUGUGUUGUGUGUCAUAAACACUUAAACUAUGAACAUUGAAAUUGCAGUUUAGUCUACUUAAUAUGUUUUCCUUGCGUAUUAACUUUUAUAAUACAAACUUACAACUAUGUACUGAAAAUACUUUCCUCCCCUUCUUUUUCCAAAUGCACAUUUGUUGAUGUUUUAAGAUUUCAUGGAAAACGAAGAAACGUAAAAUUUUAAUAAUUUAUUUUGAGUAAUAUUAUUAUUUAAAAUAGGAUGUAAACAAUGCUCCCCCAAAACUGUUUACACAUAAUUUGCAGAGCUUGACGAAUAAACAAUUUUACCUUUAGAAUGAAUUUUUAUAUUUUUAUGUAGUACACAUUACUUUUAAUCCUAAUUCUAUAUGCAACUUUUCAUGAAAUUUCUUUCACAGCAUAUUUAUUACUACUGACACGAUUUACACUGAUUGUUAUUAGGUAAAUUUGAAGUAAAUACUACCUUUUGUAGCCGAACCCACGGUGCGAAUUAUGGGAAAUUUUUAUAUAGUUUUUCGUUUCAUGGUAUAUAGACCUCAAAUACAAUUUGUGGACACGAUAACUGCCGCAAUUUUUUACCAAUCACUUCUAAACUGAUAAAUAAAUUCUGAAAGUGGAAAAUCUCGAUCAAGUUCGUUAAUAGGCAAUAUCUGACCAAAGUGGUAGAAUUGGGGAAGGUUUUUCGAAAACCGGAAAAAUCGCUAUAACUCCCAUAAUAUGAGAAAUAUAUUUGUUUGAACGUAUUAAAAUUUGUACAAGUAAUGCAAUGAAUUUUAGUCUUAGCAAUUUUUUAUUCGUCCAACCAUAACUGCAGGGGGUUGAUAAAAACAAGUGCUUGAGGACAAUAACAAAAUCAUAGCUCCCAAUGUAGGUACAACUUCGGAUCUAUGCGAUUUUUGGAUUAUUGUUAUGAUUUUUAUCCAAAAAGUUUGUCUAAAAUUCUAAAAUUAUUUUUUACGAGAUGAGCUAAUAUUGCAAGGGGUUAAAAAAAAAAAAAAGAGUUGGAGAACGAAAAAAAAAAAAACUUAGCAAGGGCACAACUUCGAAUCCGUACGAUUUUUGUAUUAAUUUAAUAAUUCUAUUCUUAAACUUAUGUGAAGAAAAUUUUUUGAUUACACAAAAAAUUGCUGCAAGGGACUGAAAAAAAGAGUGGUAUAAUUAAAAAUAAUACAGUUCCCUUCUUAGGCAUACC